Messenger RNA from Rhodotorula graminis WP1, 1366 nucleotides. RefSeq lists its product as uncharacterized. The record is from RefSeq and is a predicted model, not a curated record. The coding region runs from base 14 to 1282 and encodes 422 amino acids. NCBI's taxonomy places the organism in Eukaryota, Fungi, Basidiomycota, Microbotryomycetes, Sporidiobolales, Sporidiobolaceae. The transcript is spliced from 12 exons.
CGCACGCUACGCCAUGGCGCCCUCGGUCUCGCUCUCUGACGACUCUCUCAGCAACGUCCUGCGACCUGUGCUCGUCGGCACCUUUCUCUCGUGCUGCCUGUGCGGCGUCAUCCUCUGCAUCGCCUGCCUCUACUUCAAGCACUUCCCUCGAGACCGCGGCGUCCUCAGGGCGCUCGUCCUCUUCCUCACCCUGUCGUCGAUAGCCGUCACGGCGACGUGCUCGGCCUGGACCUGGAUGAUCAGCGGCAAGGAGAUCACCUCGACCGACGACCUCAUGCCCCUCGUGCCGUCCUUCAUCUUCUUCCUCGUCGUCAGAGGACUCACGGUCUGUGUCACCCAGCUGUGGUACGCGUGGCGCUGCUGGGUCAUGGGCGGCCGCAAGCGGUGGUGGGUCCCGGGCUUGAUCGCGGUCGGGUCGGUCGCCGCCUAUGGGUGCAUCAUCUUCCUCACGACGCAAAUCUCGCCAAACAAGGUCCUGAACGACUUUAUGACGGUCGCGAUCGUCACUUUUGGGUGGCUCGUCCUGCUCCUGCUCGUCGACCUCGCCAUCACGCACGUCCCGCUCUCUCUUCCUCCUCUCGAGGCACUCCUGACGGGGUCGCCUUUCUCGAUACGCAGGAUCGACACGUUCUGGUACCUCGUGUGGAAGCCGAGGAAAGAGCACGCCGGGAUCGUGCUCAACGACUCACGCUUGAGGCAGCUCGCAGGCCUCGCCGCCAAGACAAACGCGGUCGGCCUGCUCGUCCAGGUCAUCAUCAUUGUCCUCCUCUUUGCGUCGCCCGGCAAGUUCAUCUACGCCGUGCCAGCCAUGCUCGAGAGCAUGCUCUACUCGGGCUCGGUCAUCGUCUCUCUCCUCGCCCGCGACAACCCUCGCGGCGUGUCCUUCUCCAAGUACUCGCUCACGACCGGCGCAGCCCGCUCCCAAGGGGCCCAGCCGACGCCCAUCAACUCGAUGCUCCAGACCUCGACGUCGCGCACGAUCGCGCUCGACCAGGCGCAGCAGCGCCGCAAGCGGUCCGAGGCGACGACGGCCGUCGGGACGCUCGGGCCGUGCUACGAGCGCGACAUGGAUCCGGCGUGCGACGUGGACGACUGCGACGACGACGAGCAGGGCGUGCAGAGCAGCGAGGCGCUGAGCGCGAGCACGUCGGACGACGUCAUGGGCGAGAAGAGCUGCGGCGCGGGCGAGCAGGAGGUCGACAUUGCCGAGCUGGACCGGGUUGCGCAGGAGGACGACGAGGGCGCGCCUCGGACGGCGCCGACGGGCGACGACGUCGUCUGACUCGCAAGUGGGGCGACGAGCUUGAUACGAUACGCGACAUGCCGACGAGUCACUGGAACAGCUGUACACUUUCUCUCUCUCCUC